UUCUUCCCCGCGAGGAUCGGAUCGCGUUGACCCGAAUCGACCGUGACUUCAGGAGCGCGCCCACAUGCUCGGAUUCUGCGGGUUGCUUCCGUCGCGGUGUAUAAGUUUGAGACCAUGCCCUUUCCCCGUUACCGAUGAUUUUCUGGAACCCAAAUCCCGAACUCUCCCCCUCUGCCCUACCCUACCUCGCUGGCGGCGGCGCACAGAUCGCAAUCCCCGCACCGAUUCACCCGUGCCCCCUCUCCUCGUCACCUGCAGAGGACCUCGUGGGCGUGCAACCGAAGCUCUUGUGCAUGUCAUCCCAUCCCUCUGGGACGCUCGCCCCUCAGGUGUUCGGUAAUUGGCCAUCGGGACCGCUGGGAGCCGCCGGCCCAGUUUCGUGUCCACCGCCGUUCGGGUCAAGAAAAUCAACGUUGAAGCUUCGUGAUUGCGUGUGGGAGCUUGGGAAGGCGUUGUCUGGUGAGGGCUCGGUCGGCUUUGGCCGGAAUUGCUCAUCGGCGUUCCAAACCCGCUGCCGACCGCUCUCCUCCUUGGGCAGCCGAUUCUACUGCGUGAUAGUCGUGAGGUCACGAGGAUCUGAAGAAUCAUCCUGAUACCUGGAAUCUCAAGUGCCAGACAAGUUGUGCCCUUGAUCCACUUUUGUUACCCAAUAAUGUUCUUUAUUAUCAUUAUUCAAUGCAUAUGUUUAAUUUUGAUGGGACCCAAUAUGUCACCCUAGUCUGUUUAUCCUGUUUACCUUGUUUACCCUUGAAUCAUUUGGGUAGUUAUGCUAUUGCAUUAUUUGGUUUUGGG
Molecule: messenger RNA, 792 nt
Organism: Zea mays
Lineage: Eukaryota; Viridiplantae; Streptophyta; Magnoliopsida; Poales; Poaceae
Exons: 2
Coding region: 135-593 (152 amino acids)
Source: RefSeq, a predicted model, not a curated record